ACCCAUCCAUACCUGCCAUUGUUGACUUAUUUCGGCAAAGGCGCACCGGAAGAAGAACGCCUCUUCGGAAGCUGCCGAGCUCACCAACUCCAUCAUUGCUGCCAAGUCUGAAACCCUUUGCCUCAUAAUUCUGUCGACGCUCUCGGAUUUCUCGGACCGCUCCCCACUUAUCACUGAUAACGGAUGAUCGGUAGGUCUGAUACCCAGGUUGAUAGAAAGGGGGAUUUUGCUACCCGUACCUGCGACCGGGAGCAUGCAUGCCAUUUGUUUGUGGAAUUGCGACAGCAGGGAACUGAUUCUUGAAUUCUUGCAAGAAAAGGCUUCGUCGGUGUGGUGAUUCGACUCUAUCAGGAGUUGUUUUGGUGCCCUGAGGCGAAGCCAUGGACGUCGUGCAAACAAUCGCCUCGGCCGCGCAGCUGGUGUCUGCAAUGGUGUCCGCGGUGGGAGCGCUGGAGCAGGCGGCCGCGGACGCCGCUGAGGCUCCAAGGAGGCUCCAGGUGCUCGAGGACUUCGUGUCGGACCUUGAGGUGUUGGUGCAGCAGGCUAAGCAGAAGCACGCGCACAAGAUGCACGGCCCGCAGCUGGAGCGCCAGUUUCAGAGCUUGAGCAGGCUCAUGGAUCAGCUCCGUGCCAAUAUCAUCAAGGCGAGGCGAGCCUUGAAGAAAGGGAAAGGGAAGGGCUUGGCUAGGGUGGUUUGGAGCUCGGUGGUGGGAGACCCCCUCAUGAAGUACAUUCAGCUGAUCAGAGAUGACCUCAACUGGUGGCUGGAAUUGCAGAAGUUGACAGAGAACGUAGGCAAAGCUAUAGCGUCUACUGCUAAGGCCACGCCAUCGUUGGUCAGAGUCAAGUCUGAGCAGGGCUAUCCAGUGUCAGAGAAGUGUGGCUAUGUUAGGGACAUUUUGGAGAGAGAUGAUGGUCAUCGAGUUGUCCUGAUUGUUGGAUUAUCUGGUAUUGGGAAGUCGUGCCUCGCUCGACAAAUAGCUUCUCAGCCGCCUGGUAAUUUUGUGGAUGGCGCAAUUGAGCUCAGUUUUGGCCGGUGGUGCAGUAGAGCAGCUUGUAAUGGAAGCAGAAGUGAGUACCAUAAACGUCUUGUUAGGAAGAUAAGCAAAUUGCUAGUGCAGAUUGGUUCCAUGACUGUCAACGAGGACACGAGCAAAGAUCUUGAAGAUGUGUGUUGCUUACUUCAGAACGCGUUGGUUGGAAAGAGUAUGUUAAUACUACUCGAUGACGUCUGGGAGCAAGACAUAGUUGAUCGCUUCACCAAGCUAUAUGGUAAUGGUUGCCGGUAUCUUGUGACAACAAGGGAUGAAGCAGUUUAUGAGAUAGCAGAAGCUGAAAAGGUAGAAAUAUCCAAAGAUGACAUCAAGAAAAUCAGCAAGGGCAUUCUUCUCUAUCAUAGUCUGCUUAGUGCUGAAGAGCUUCCGCCUGUUGCAGACGACUUGCUGGACAGUUGUGGGCACCAUCCCCUUACAGUUGCUGUCUUAGGUAAGGCCCUAAGGAAGGAGACCAGAAUGGAAAAAUGGGAGAAAGCAAUAUCCAACCUUUCCACAUAUGCAACUUGUGCACCAGGUCCAGUUUCAUAUGUGAACGAGAAAGAAGUUGAGACCACCUUGACCAUAUUUGGAUCUUUUGAGUUCAGCUUGGAAGCAAUGCCUGAAAAUUCACGAAGGUUUUUCAUGGUUCUCGCAGCUAUUUCAUGGGAAGAACCUGUUCCAGAGGCAUGCCUUGAAUCCGUCUGGUCAGCACUUGUGCAGGACAGUUUAUUCCCUAUUGUGGUUUCAAAACUAGUAGAAGGCUCACUCAUCAUCAAACUGGAAUACCAAUCGAUGUAUCAUAUGCAUGACAUGGUUUUUCUCUACCUUGAGAACAAAGCAAAUGAUGCUGCUCAUACUCUUCUGACCGAUUCAUUUCCUGAGUAUGCUGCAUUGGUGGCUCCUUGGCUUUUUAUUUUUGGCAAAGAGACCGUGAAAGGGCCAGCUGAGCAGAAGAUGAGAUCAUUCUUUUCUUUGCUAGAGUUCAUGGAGAUUGAAAUCUUACUGGGAAGCACCACCCAAGCUCUCAUGGCAUGCAAAUCAAUACCUGAAUUUGAGGCUAGCAGGCUUGGCUUUAGCAAAAUGCUUGGACCUCGAAUAGCGGAGCUAAUUUCUGUUGGGUCACAAGCUCUUAUUGUUGCUGUCACUAAAGCUAUUACAGUCGUCUUUUUCCAAGGAGACUAUGCAAAUCUCGCCCAAUCUAUUGAAACAGCAGGUUCUGUUGAUAAAUUAAUAUGUGUUCUUCGUGGCUAUGUGGAUUCUUCAUCUCUAGCCAACGUUUCUGCUGUUCUUGCCAAGGUAUCUGAGCAUGUCAGUGCCAAAACUGCCGACGAAAUUUUGUCAAGCAUUCCCAUGGACAAAAUUGCAGAACUACUGUCUCCAGAAAAUGACGAGUGGCAUGAAAUUGUGUUCACAACUCUAGCAUCACUGAUAAAAGUGGGAAAUUUAAUGGCUGUCGAGAUAAUGAUCGAAGCAGGAGUUGACAAGAAGCUCCUUGUACUUUUAGGUUGCAGUUCUGAGAUCUCACAGCAUCAUGCAAUUAUCAUGCUGAAAACUUUCUGUGAGCUUGGUGCGCCACUUAAAGAGUGCAUGGGGCCUGGACUGUUGAUUCAUUUGCCAUGGCAUGCUCGGCUUGCCUUGGAGAGGUUUGUUUUAUCUGACCAAAAUGUAGCCCCAUCACCGAAGCCUCAAUAUUUUGAGGUGCUUCUUCACAGGAUUCUACAGACAGACAGCAAAGAUAUCAUUGAAGCUAUCCAAGGUUUAUUACCUCUUGCUGAGAGGGCUAACGAUCCUAGGGUGCAAGAUCUUCUUUUGGGAAGCAAUCUGUGUGAUAGGUUGGCAUUUCUGCUGCAGCGCAGAGAACCCGAAAACAACCAAGUGAGGUCUCAGACUGCCUUUCUGGUAAUGAAAUUGGCCUGCACCGGAGCAGAGCCAUACAUCCGUAGGUUCUUGGAGCUUAAUAUUGUGCACGAGCUCAUUGCCAUGAUGCAGUCCUCUACCAAUGACCUCCAGGAUUCAGCAUACCAUGCUCUCCAUCAGAUCGUGUAUGCAAAGGGAGGAUCACUAGUCUUGCAGAGGUUUUUACAACUAGGAACUAUAGAAAAAUUGGUCAAUCUGCUCGACCGUAAGUGCGUCAAGACAAAGGACCUCACGGUGCAACUUCUGGUGGACAUUGUGGCAGUCGGAACCAAACCCUGCAUACAAAGAAUGCUCUCUUCCCAAGUCAUCGAGAAACUUGUUUCCCUUGAGAAAGCAGGUGGGUCUUUCAGCGGGUCAGUGUCAAGAUAUAUCCACGGAUUGAACAUGUGCGAGAAUAUCCAGUCUGCUGAGAGAGCAGUGAUGAAGCAGCAUAUUUUGAGGAAAGUGAGAUCGGCGGUGAGAGGGCAUGAUCUGGAGACGAGUCUAAUUGCUUCUGUGGAGGUCUGCGUUUCUGAAGGCACAAAAGGAGCCAGCAGUAGCAGGAGAAACAAGUAGCAUUAUGCUGCAAACUUCAGUACUUGAAACAUACAUAUAAUCUUUGUUUUGAAAAGAGAAACAUAUAUAGGUUAAGAUGCUGCAAAUUCAGAUAAGAGCUUAUUCAUCAAUAUUUUGAUAGGCGUUCCUUUUUCCAGUACACGAGUUGUUUUCCUAUAGAAAGAGAGAAGAUCAUGAAAGCUCAUACUGUCGCACUGUCCAUGGGUAGUUCUGCAUAACUAGUCUGAGCAAUUAUCCAUAUCCACAUCAGCCCCGGCGUACAAAUUAACAGAAGUAAGUUGCCACGUUCAGUACAUGUCCACAGUCCACAGACCAAAGCAGUCAAGUCUAUUGUGUUAAUGGACUGUGGUCUUCUACCGAAGUUCCUUAACCUUGUAAGAGAAGCAUUGCCUGGUACAGUUUUUGUGCCUAUUAGAGCAUCUCUAGCCGAUCCCCUAAGGCUGGCCCCAAUGGGGAGUAACAUAGAGUAGUAACAUACAUGCCACGUAAGCAUGUUACUACUCUAUGUUACUACCUCCACAGUGGGUGGUAACUUAUGGGUGGUAACUUAGAGGGUUUAUUUAUUGCUUUUGUGGGAUCUAUAGUAGUAGUUCAACUUUGUGAUCUAUAUGUGGCAUGUAUCAACAAAAUUUGUGUUUUCCGAUA
This is a messenger RNA of Triticum aestivum (bread wheat), 4151 nucleotides long. RefSeq lists its product as uncharacterized. Gene Ontology annotation, molecular function: ADP binding. The record is from RefSeq and is a predicted model, not a curated record. Lineage: Eukaryota; Viridiplantae; Streptophyta; Magnoliopsida; Poales; Poaceae. The coding region runs from base 381 to 3506 and encodes 1041 amino acids. The transcript has 3 exons.